Messenger RNA from Scleropages formosus (Asian bonytongue), 3018 nucleotides. It is a transcript of the gene adam8b, whose product is annotated as ADAM metallopeptidase domain 8b. The transcript is spliced from 26 exons. Gene Ontology annotation, molecular function: metalloendopeptidase activity; cell adhesion molecule binding. The coding region runs from base 96 to 2717 and encodes 873 amino acids. Gene Ontology annotation, biological process: inflammatory response; positive regulation of cellular extravasation; regulation of cell-cell adhesion. The record is from RefSeq and is a predicted model, not a curated record. NCBI's taxonomy places the organism in Eukaryota, Metazoa, Chordata, Actinopteri, Osteoglossiformes, Osteoglossidae.
CACCCUCUCUCUCUCUCUCUCUACCCGCUGCUCGGACUUUGAGAGCCUCCGGUGCGGCUCUUUGACCAGCACGUCUCGCGCCUCCACGCCGGACCAUGAGGCUUCUCGCGUGGACCGUCACUGCACUUCUGCUCAUCUUCUCUCCAGGGCUGCUGUCGCUCUCGCUCCGCCGCCCCUCUCUGCCCCGGCACGUGCGGGACUUCGGUGUGGUCCGACCUGUCCGAGUGUCCAUCCGGGCUAAGCGGAGCCUCGCCGAGCACCAGGAAUAUCCUGAAGAGGUCAAGUAUGCACUGACCAUUGAGGGGAAGAACUACACUCUCCACCUUGAAAAAAACAGGCUUCUCAUUGGAAAGCAAUACACAGAGACACACUAUUUGGACAAUGGAACCAGAGUUACUGUAUCACCAAAUUAUGAGGAUCACUGCUAUUACCAUGGACAUGUUCAGGAUAUUAAAGAUUCGUCAGUGAGUGUUGGCAUCUGCUCCGGAAUAAGGGGUUUCGUGAGGGCCAAGCGGUCAGUGUACUUGAUCGAACCCUUGGCUGGCUCUGUGGAUGGAGACCAUGCCAUCUAUAGACACGAGAACCUAAGGAGCAGGAGAGCCACGUGUGGCAACACCAAUGACACCUAUUAUGACCAUGAACCCCGAGUCUCUAGGGUCUAUAAAGCCAGUGGCUGGAAAAGCAAACCUAUGGUUCAUGAGCAAAGGUUCGUGGAGAUGUUUUUGGUGGUAGACAAUGCAGAGUACAGACACUAUAUGAGAGACAUGCAUGUUAUAAAGGCUCGAAUGUUGGAAAUCGCAAAUCAUGUUGACAAGUUAUACAGGCCCAUGAAUAUUCGUGUCAUGCUGGUGGGCUUAGAGAUUUGGUCUUACAUGGACAUGUUUGACGUCAGCGCUGAUCCUGAUGACACUCUGACAAGAUUUAUCCAGUGGCGGAAGAACACCUUGUUGAAGAAUACAAAACAUGACAAUGCACAGUUUAUCACGUACGUAGUUUGCACCGGCGACACUGUAGGCUUGGCGAAUAAAUUCGCAAUGUGUCGGGAUGAAUCUGGUGCAGUCAAUCAGGAUCACAAUGAGAAUCCUUUUGGGGUAGCUUCAACCAUCGCUCAUGAAAUGGGACACAACUUGGGACUGUCCCACGAUGCCACUUACUGUGACUGCAGGACAUCAUACUUAAGUAAAAACUGCAUUAUGGCAGACCGUGUUGGAAAAAACUACCCGGAGACCUUUAGCAGCUGCAGUCAGGAAGAGUUGAAGAACUUUCUGGAGAAGAUCAACCCCCAGUGUCUGCUGGACAAACCAAGUCCAGACAAAUUAUAUGGGGGUCCAGUCUGUGGCAAUGCUUUCCUGGAGCCAGGGGAGGAGUGUGACUGUGGUACUGUGGAGGAGUGCACCAACCCCUGCUGCAACGCCACCACCUGCCGUCUGACAAAAGGGUCCCGCUGUGCACAGGGGGAGUGCUGUGAGAGCUGCCAGUUCAAGCAAGCCGGAAGUCUCUGCAGAAGCCCAGCUCAUGACUGCGACUUGGCCGAGUACUGCACAGGCAGUAGGGCCGAGUGUCCCAGUAACGCGUUUAAAAUGAACGGGCUACCCUGCAAUCAUAACCAGGGGUACUGCUACAAUGGUCAAUGUCCCACGCUGGAGCAGCACUGUGAAAAGCUGUGGGGUUCAGGUGCACGACUUGCUCCGACGACGUGUUUUAACCAGAAUAUGCAUGGUACUAAGGAUGCUUAUUGUGUUAAGACUAGGAAUCUAUACCAAGGAUGUGCACAGAAAGAUAUAAAAUGUGGCAAGCUAUUCUGCACUGGAGGGUCCGAAUUUCCCAUAACUCGCCAAAAGGCCAUACUCUGGGUUCAUGGUGUGCAGUGCAAUAUUGUUGUGGAUCAGUCUGAAACAGAAGACAUGGGAAUGGUCCCAACAGGAACCAAAUGUGAUCAUAAUAAGGUGUGCUAUGAAAACGUCUGCCAGGACGUUCAGCUUUAUGCUACAGAGGGAUGUUCAGCAAAAUGCCACAAUCAUGGGGUGUGUAACCAUCAGAGGCAGUGCCACUGCGAUCCCGGCUGGGCUCCGCCCUACUGUGAAAGGAAAUAUUCCGACACAGGUAGUUCAUGGGAUGGAGAAGACACUGAAAAGGCAAAGAUAGAAGGCAAGAACACGGUGGUGAUCAGCGUGUCAGUGACAAUAGGAAUCCUUAUAUUUAUCACCCUUGUUGUUGGAGGACUAAUGUGCUGCAGAAAGUCUCGAAAAGAACAGUACUUCAGUAAAAAGAACAUGCCAAGUACCUCGGGCCUUUCAAACCCGCUGUUCAGGGAUGCCAAUGCAAAGGGCAAUCCUUGCAGUAGGUCCGCUGACAUCAGCCAGCCAACCUUUGUGGAAUCCACAUUCACUCAGCCCUGCACACCACUUGCGGUCACUGUUCCUUGCCACCCCCCUCCAGAGCCUCCCAAGAAAGUACCAAUGAAACCACCAGUAAAUACAGACCAGCCAGAAACUCCACCUCUGAUUUCCCAAAACAAAGUACAAUGUUCACAGGCUAAACCACCACCUCCUACAAAGCCUUUACCACCACUUACUGUGAAACCAGCCAGACAACCAGAGCCACCCCCACCAGUGCCUUUAAUGAAGAUGAAAGGACUGAAAACUCCAGAGACCCAAUCUCAGGACAUACCAGUGAAAGGGAAGGUUGCGCUGAAGCCCCCUGCCAGGCCCAGAUGACAAAUGGAAAGAAGUAACAGGAGUGAUCCACUGAACUUCCAACACAGACCCAUUAACCACAUUCAUGUGUAGAUGCAGGAACAAUGUUCUCAUAUCUGUGGCUUGGCUUUGAGGAUCAUGCACUGAAGAGUGUGUUGGGAAAGAAUGAGCAAUCACGUUUUGGAGCUAUGUAGUUCUAUGCACUAUGCACAGACUUUUUCCUCAUUAAUUUCUUAGUAUUUGUUAACAAACAUCCAGUUUUGGAGUGCUUUUGCUGUAUUUAUUGCCCCAGUGUCUAUUUUCUCAUUUUACUUGCUUUCAG